ACUCUGGACCAUGGUCUUCGCAAGACUAUGUCCCCGACAACGUCUAUUCAGCUCAUGGGCAGAAUUGGUCUCCUGGACUCGGCUUUCCUCUACUCCAGCACCAACUCUCCUCCGGAAGCUCGCAGUACAAGUGGUAGUUUACAACAUAUGGCAUCAACGAAACAACGUUCAUCACAACUCCGUGCGCCUAUCGUCACAAGUAGUCUUCAAGUGGAUUGAUCGUGAACUCCGCAACAUUAUCACCGCAAGAAGGCAUAGAAAACGUUGGCGUAAGCUUAUGCUUUUAUGGAUCCGCUAACACCCUCAAAUUGUUCCUAAUUCUACUAUAGCAUUGUUUUUUCUUUUUUUGCCUUGGCUACUUUCCUUAGGUUGUAAACCUCAACUUUCAUUUAUUAAUGAUA
Messenger RNA from Camelina sativa (false flax), 401 nucleotides. RefSeq lists its product as uncharacterized. Lineage: Eukaryota; Viridiplantae; Streptophyta; Magnoliopsida; Brassicales; Brassicaceae. The record is from RefSeq and is a predicted model, not a curated record.